AGCUUACAUAUGUAACUUCAAGCAUUCCUGCCUCCUGAGAGUUUUGGAGUGAAAUGUUCUGAAACCUGGAGCACGAAAGGACAAAAUAUGGAAUUCCCAACUUGACUUAUUUCAGAGAUAAUGUUACACAUUCAAGAUGGGAUCCAUUACAGACAGAUUUCCAGUGAAAAUGGUGAGGCAGCUGCAGUUUUUCCUUCUGUUGGGAUCAGUGUUUAUCAUAUUCUUCAUUAUAGUUCACUGGGAUGAGGUAAAAGAUGGGACUUUUUAUCUGCACGCAGCUUUAUCAACACCUGCGCUCCCAGCAAGUGUUGUGUCCUCUGAACGAUGGACAAGCGAGGAUUUGUUUAUCUGGAAAGAGUCAAGCAGGUCAGUCAAACCAAACCUGACAAUCAUCUCAGCUCAUCCAAACAAUCUAACGCACAUGUUCAUGCAGUCUUCCUCCAAAAACCUCAAACUGCGUCAAGCGCGUCGCAAACGUAUAAUAAAAGAACUUUGUUCAGCCAACAGCAGUUUGAUCUUCCCUGGAAAAUUUAGGACAUUUGACCAGAUUCCAAGCAAAGAGCUGGACCAUCUCAUUGUGGAUGAUCGUCACGGAGUGAUUUACUGUUUUGUACCCAAGGUAGCUUGUACCAACUGGAAACGAAUCAUGAUUGUGCUCAGCCAAAAGCUGAAGGCACCUGAUGGAGCUCCAUAUCUGGAUCCUCUUGACAUACCAUCAGCUUUAUCCCACAAUGCUACUGUGCAUCUGACAUUCAACAAGUUUUGGAGGCUAUUUGGUCAUUUUUCACGUCCGUUAAUGCAUCACAAGCUGAAGAACUACACUAAGUUCCUUUUUGUACGGGAUCCAUUUGUACGACUGAUUUCUGCUUUCCGGAACAAGUUUGCUUUGCCAAAUGAGGAUUUCUACAAACAGUUCGGCUCCACAAUGCUUCAGCGUUAUGCCAAUAUUUCUCAGCCCCCUGCUUCGGCUCAAGAGGCCUUCGCUGCAAGUAUCAGACUGUCCUUUACUCACUUUAUUAAUUAUCUGUUAGAUCCAAAGACUGAAAAGGAGAAGCCGUUCAACGAGCAUUGGCAGCAGAUGCACAGACUUUGCCAUCCAUGCCAAAUUGACUAUGACUUUGUUGGGAAACUAGAAACUCUUCAUGAGGACACAGAACAUUUGCUGAAGAUUCUUGGAAUCAGUAAUCAGAUUCAUUUUCCCCCAGGCUACCGUAAUAGGACAGCUGUAAAAUGGGAGCGAGAAUGGUUUGCAAACGUUUCAGUAGCAGACAGGAGAAAACUUUACGGUCUCUAUGAAGCAGAUUUCAGAUUGUUUGGAUACAACAAACCUGAAACGCUUUUCUAAUAUACUGUUGAAAAUAAAGGUUCCAUAAGGGGGAUAUCACUGCAAUUGCAAUAGAAGAACCAUUUAGGUUCCCAAAAACUUACAGUAAACAUAAGAACUAAGUUUUGCAUUUUUUUAAAUUUCUGCAAUAAAGAACCUUUUGCAUUUGGAAUUUAAGCGUUUCUC
Danio aesculapii is the source of this 1510-nucleotide messenger RNA. RefSeq names its product carbohydrate sulfotransferase 12. The coding region runs from base 137 to 1345 and encodes 402 amino acids. The transcript is spliced from 2 exons. NCBI's taxonomy places the organism in Eukaryota, Metazoa, Chordata, Actinopteri, Cypriniformes, Danionidae. Gene Ontology annotation, molecular function: sulfotransferase activity. The record is from RefSeq and is a predicted model, not a curated record. Gene Ontology annotation, biological process: carbohydrate biosynthetic process; proteoglycan biosynthetic process. Gene Ontology annotation, cellular component: membrane.